Vitrella brassicaformis is the source of this 1268-nucleotide messenger RNA. The record is from the annotation of a GenBank genome assembly. Lineage: Eukaryota; Vitrellaceae.
CUGCGAGCAAGCUUCGAGAAGGGGAGGGCAGCAGCGACCUACGCACAACAGCCGGGAUGGAUUUCGGUGAUGAUUCCCCGAAGCUGGCACUCAUCACUGGAGCCUCCUCCGGUAUCGGCACGGCAGUGGCGCUGAAGCUGGCUGAGGAAGGGCAUCAUCUCUAUCUCAUCGGACGCUCCGUCGACUCACUGCACAAUGUCGAGGAGGUUCGCGUUGAUUGAUCCAUGAUCUCGAGCAGGAUCCACCAUUUGACUGCUGCGUAUGUGUGUGUGUGUGUGCAGGACUGCCGCAACACGUACAUGGAGUUCCAGCACGACAAGAGUUUGGUGCAGCACGGCAUUGGUGAUGUUGGCGACGAGCGGGACUGCGAGAGGCUGGUGGAUGCGUGUGUGAGUCACUUCAAGGGGAGGGCCCCUGACGUGGCCGUACUCAACGCCGGCGUCGGCCGACCGGGCGCAGUCGACGAGACGACCGUCGAGGACUUUGACCUCAUUAUGAAGACCAACGUCAAAGGUGAGUGAAAUCAUUCACAGAAAUACCGCGACACACACACGUGACCAAUAGAUGGCCUUAUAAUUGGCAGGUGUGUUCCUGUUCAUGCGCAAGCUGCUGCCUCUGAUGAAGGCGCGCGGCUCUGGGCAGAUCGUCGUGACGUCGAGUGUGCUCGGCCUGCGCACGUGCGAGAAGGCCGCCGUCUACUGCGCAUCCAAAUAUGCCGUUGAAGGGCUUGUCGACGCCACGAGGAAGGACUUCGCCGGCACCGGAGUCAAGCUGGGCGUCUGCAACCCUGGUAGCUUGGCUUGACUUACACAUUUGUGUAUGCUCUUACAGAAGUCUCGUGUGCGUGUGUGUGUGUGUCAUUGAGUCAGCUGCGGUCGCGACGCCAUGGUGGGAGAGCAAGCAGAGAGGGGGCUGGGAGAAGGGGGAGGCCGACACCAGCAAUUUCUUGACCGCCGACGAUGUGGCGGAGGGCAUCAUGUCGAUCAUCAAGCAGUCGCCCAUGUGUGACAUAGGCCGCGUGGUGAUGGAGAAUGUCACCGUCAAGAAGAGGCGGAGAGUCGAUGAGGAGGGGGAGGGCAAGCAGCUGGCAGGGACGGGCGACAUGCAUAUGACCUGAACUGACCUGGUGGGGGUCUUUUUUGCGACGCAUGACAUGAGAGGUUGUUGGCCGUUCCGUGAGUGAGAGAUCAGUUUCUUGUAUGUAUUUGUAUGUAUCGGGUUGAGUGUGCGAGAGGUGGCUGGAUGAGAGACAGUGCUGUUUGUAGGCG